Suillus discolor is the source of this 1757-nucleotide messenger RNA. RefSeq lists its product as uncharacterized. The record is from RefSeq and is a predicted model, not a curated record. The transcript has 5 exons. The coding region runs from base 1 to 1407 and encodes 468 amino acids. Lineage: Eukaryota; Fungi; Basidiomycota; Agaricomycetes; Boletales; Suillaceae.
AUGAUAAUUGUUGAAACGAGCCCACAACACACGGUCAAUAAAGGUAACAAUCAGAGGCCAGGACUCCACGAGGGCUCAAAUACCCCAGGGCCAUCGCCACCCCCUCCGUAUACUUCCCAGACAUCUUAUCAACCCAUAACGGACGUGGUGGUAGUCGUAUAUCGCCAGUCACCCGCACAACGUUUCUGGAAGGCAUUCGGUGUUGCUGUACUCAUUUGGUUCCUCAUCGCUGCGUUCACCAAAUCUUCCACUGAAAUGGCCUUCAAUCAUGGAUCUGGAAUCUUCUGGAACUGCGAGCCACCUCAUCCUGGCUCACAGGAUGGCACCAUCCACCAAUGCAUCAGUGGUUCCAACUGGAAAUUGUCCGAUCAAAGCUUGAACCACUUUCCUCAUAGCGCCGAAGCAUUCCUAGAGCUCCCCGUUGACUCUGAUGCACUCUACUUGUUCACGAGGGGCUCUCAGCAAUCAGGUCGUGUUGAUAUCGUGCAGUCCACUCAACCGACAGAUACAGUUAGUGUCCGAGUACGGGUUGGCUAUCACUCUCGCGAAGUGCUGGACCGUGCCAAUGUCUGCCAUCUCGAACGAAGGAAGAAUGAGAAUGGUGUUGGUAUCUUUACGCCCACAUUCUCACUCUUCCCUGGCAGUGGACAACAACUAGGAUUUGAAGUGACGAUCACAUUCCCCGCCGGGAAAAAUGGAGAUCCUCUGCACAUCAAAUCAUUCGAGACGGAGACAUCCAAUUACAGUCAAGAUGUCGCAGAUGUUUGGAACACCAUUUCCUUUGAUAGAAUGUCACUCAGAACAUCGAAUGCCCAUGUAUAUGCAAAGUCUGUCACCGCUGAAGAUGGUUCAAUCCACUCUAGCAAUGGCGCCAUCAAAGGGCAUUUCAAUAGUGCCUCUUCUCUCAAGCUCAUAACUUCAAAUGGCCCCAUUGAUGCAUCUGUUUCACUCCUCAACGGAGAGGAUGGAACUGUCAGUGAGCUCAAGAUGACAACAAGUAACGGUAAAAUUGAUGCCAAUGUUGAUCUCGUCACAAACUCUGGUCACGGCGGUAUCUUUAACGUUGAAACGCGUACUUCAAAUGGGCGCGUCGCCCUUGAAUAUACCGACAUGCCUGUCGACUCAAUUCUCAAGUCGGAAACCCACUCUUCUAACGCGGCAAUGAGCGUCAAGUUAUACAGCACUUUCGAAGGCUCGUUUGACCUACAGACUUCUAACGCAGCAGCCACGAUCAAGGAGCUACCUGUUGAGGAUCCUUCUGGACAGGGACGUCGCAGGGAGGUGACUCAGAGACGAGAGCGAUAUCGCCUCCGAGGGUCUGCCUACUGGGGCAACUCGGACAACAAAGAGAGCGGAGGGUAUGUUACGGUCAAGACAUCGAAUGGUCGUGCGGAAUUAGUGAUUUGAGCUUGAAGUAUAUCACCUUGCUUAUGUACUUGUAUCAGUAUCCUUGCGUUCUAUGUCCAUAUGUUCAGUCUGGAUGGAGUGUGUGGCACAGCCACAGAUGGUAUUUAGUGUCUCAUACUACAACAUCUUUCGACGCGACUAUCGAGCACGACUCAAGAAGUGAUAAAACUCUUGUCAUAUAACAAGAUGGUAUAUACAUUUCUGAUCUGUGUACACUUGCUCAUGGAUUCUCUCGAUGUGUAGUUGCCUCUAUCACUGCUGACUGCAGCCCAAAACAAACCUAUGGUAUGGUCUCGUACUACAUCCAUCUGACAAAACAGGGCUCACUAUCCGUCCUGUUUUCUAUCUGA